Messenger RNA from Gekko japonicus, 1953 nucleotides. RefSeq names its product family with sequence similarity 109 member B (gene PHETA2). The coding region runs from base 260 to 1051 and encodes 263 amino acids. Gene Ontology annotation, biological process: endosome organization; receptor recycling; retrograde transport, endosome to Golgi. The transcript has 3 exons. The record is from RefSeq and is a predicted model, not a curated record. Gene Ontology annotation, cellular component: recycling endosome; early endosome; trans-Golgi network. NCBI's taxonomy places the organism in Eukaryota, Metazoa, Chordata, Lepidosauria, Squamata, Gekkonidae.
AUGCAACAGAGGACCCAGAUAUUUGAAUUCCUGAAUUAAAACGAGAUUGGGAUUCCUGUCUUCAACAUCUUUGCACCAACUGGCAUUGGUAGCAAGGAGAGAGAUGAAGCCCAGCAAGUCUUUCGGUCUGAGAAAUGUCCCGAGAACUACCAUCUAACCCUCCAUUUUCUAUAUUGGUACAAACAUGGGUUUAUAUGACUGCAGAGGCCAGGUCAAAGUCCCAUUUCUCCAUGAAUAGGGGCAGGGGGACAUCAUUACUAUGAAGCUGAAUGAGCGCAGUGUGGCCCAUUAUGCCACGUGCGACUCUCCAGCAGAUCACACUGGCUUCCUGUGUAAGCGUGUGGAGCGCCACCAUCACACCACGUCCUACCAGCGCCGCUGGUUUGUCCUCAAGGGCAACUUGCUGUUCUAUUUUGAAGAGCGGGAGAGCCGUGACCCCCUGGGGCUCAUCGUGUUGGAGGGCUGUACUGUUGAGCUAUGUGAGGCUGCGGAGGAGUUUGCCUUCGCCAUCCGCUUUGAUGGGGCUGGUGCCAAGGCCUACGUGCUGGUUGCUGACUGCCAAACGGCUAUGGAAGCUUGGGUGAAGGCACUUUCACGGGCCAGCUUUGAUUACAUGAGGCUAGUGGUGAAGGAGCUAGAGAAACAACUGGAGGAGGCCCGGAAGAACUUGGUUGUCAGCCAUAAAUUUCCAAAGAAGUCAUCUUCUGGCCGGAAGAGACAUCUCUCCAACCCCACAAUGGUACCUGUCCCGGAGCACCCUGUCAUCAUGGAGAAUGGUUAUGCUACAUGGGGUGAUAGUUAUUCCCUUGUUGGAGGAGUUUCUUUUGACCACGAUGGGGGAUAUAUAAAACCCCCACCUCUACCUCCUCGCCGAAGGCUGGCAGGCAGCAACGUAAGUGGAGUGCUGACUGCUGGCCUUGCUUCCACUGUACAGGAAAGCCCUGUGUCUCCAGAGACAGCCUGCUUCUCAAAGCUACAUGAUUGGUAUGGCCAGGAGAUUGCUGAUGUGAGGAGGGAAUGGUUGGAAAGCCAGAAAAGAGUGGAAAUGUGAACAGAGUGGUUGUUUGUCAAGGGGCAGAGAACAAUACAUGCCAAGCACAUUCACAGCGAUCUUGCUGCACUUUCUGGAUUGAUCUCCCAGCCAAGAGAACCACCAAAGAAGAUGAUAUAUAUUGCUUUCUGGAACCCCGUGACUGCAAGUCUAUCUCUUACAGUUUACCCCACCCUUCCUCUGCAAAGCUCAUAGCGGCAUAUGUACAUGAUUCGUCCCUCCUCCAUCUUUUUCUUACAGCAACCAUGCAAAGUAGGUUGCUGAGAGGGUCCAGCCCAAGGGCACCCAGGGAGCAGCUGAGUGGGGUUUUGAAGCUGGGUCUCCUCAAUCCUAGUACAACACCCUUACCACCACACAGCAGGGAAUUUGUAUGUGUAUAUGCUGGGAUACUUACUACCAGAUCUUUGUAUUCCCAGAGGCUAUCCUGCUGUCCCCAAAUCUUACACUCAACAUGUGCCUCAAGAAUCAUAACAACCUUUCAUAGUUUCGUCUGAAUGUCUCUUGCCUUCAAAACUCUAUGGGGUCACCGUAAAUUGGCUGUGACUUGAUGGCACUUUCUGCCACCAAUGUGUAGUCAAUUUAAAAAGUAUCUACAAUGCAAGAACUCACACAAACUGUAGGUGGCAUGAUUGUGUGAGAAGAGGCAUGUCCUUCCAUCUCAGCUGUUAAUCAGCUUUCUUCUGGUGGCUGAUAGCCCUAAUUUCAAGAUUAAAACGUCAUAGCUGUCAUAAAUUGCACUGGGCUUUUGCCCUGUACUGGUGAAUAUAUUUUAUAUGGACAGGCCAAAAAACAAAUCAAAUGGCUAGUGAGAAAGUUCUCCAUAUGAUAUGGGACUUGUGAGAGCCCUCUUCAAAAUAACAGGUUCUUAAUGCACAGAUUCCUGAACAGUUUGUUCAAAACUG